AUGUUCACCCUCCAAAUCCACACCGUCGACACCCCCAAGCCCCUCUUCACCACCACCUCCUCCGCCACCAUACACGGCCCUAACCCUAAUAAUGACAAUAAUAGUAGCAGUUCAAACCCAACCGAGCUCCGAGGCGUAGCCCAUCUCUUCCGCCACCUCCCACCCACCACAACCACAGCCACGGCCACCCCUUCCUCCAACACCACCGCCCGGACCACUCUCCUCUUUGUCGUUGCCGUGCCCAACUACCUUUCCACCAAUGAAUUCCUCCUCUUCUGUGGGUCCCAUCUUGAUCACUGCUGCGAACUCAUUUUUCUCAGGAAUGAUGCAAUGGAGGAUAGGUAUAGUGUGUUAAUUAGGCUUGAGAAUCAGUUGACAGCAGAUGGGUUCUACCAUACUUUCGAUGGGAGACGGUUUAAGCCCUUUGAGGCUGAGGUCUGCCAUAUAUACUUUACUCAGUCAGUGGAGUACACAGACUCAGCGGAGAUUGCGGGCACACCUCCACCAGGUUUUACUGAAUUGCCAACUUGUCCGGUCUGUCGACUUUGCCAGCGGCAUGAUGAGAAACCGGCCUGUGCCGUUUGUGGAUCAUUAAAAAACCCCUGGGUUUGCCUGAUAUGUGGUUUUGUGGGAUGUGGAAGGUACGAAGAAGGGCAUGCCAAAAACCAUUGGAGUGGUACGCAGCAUUGUUAUUCUCUUGAAUUGGAGACACAGCAGAUUUGGGAUUAUGUUGGAGACAACUAUGUUCAAAGAUUGAAUCAGUCAAAAGCUGAUGGCAAGUCAGUCAUGACGAAUGCUCACUGUGUGUCGCUUGAUGGAGAAUGUGGCACUUGUGCGAAUAAUGAGGAUUCUGGAAUUGGUGAUGCACUUUUGAGCAGCAAAGUUGAAGCGAUUGUGGAUGAAUACAUUCAUCUUCUUGCAACUCAGCUGGAGACUCAAAGACAACAUUACGAAUCUCUACUCGCUGAGGCAAAGACUAGUAAGGAAAGCUCCAUAUCCAAUGCAGUGGAUAAGGCUGUAUUUUCAAGGAUGCAGGAUAUGCAAUAUAAAUUGGAAAAAUAUCCCGAGGAAAAGAAGGCUGUUGCCAAUAGGAAUCGCGAUCUUAUGAAAAAUGAUGAAGCCCUGCAAAAAAAGUUAAAGGAAAUUCAAGAGAGUGAAAGUUCAUCACUGAGGUCAAGAGACCAAAAGAUACUGGAUUUGGAAGAACAGAUUAGAGACAUGAAGAUUUAUGUCGAAGCCCAUAGAAUGCUUGCUAACUCAACCGAUUCAGAUGGCAUCAAAGGUGGGACACUUUUGCCGCAUUACGAAUCUCUACUCGCUGAGGCAAAGACUAGUAAGGAAAGCUCCAUAUCCAAUGCAGUGGAUAAGGCUGUAUUUUCAAGGAUGCAGGAUAUGCAAUAUAAAUUGGAAAAAUAUCCCGAGGAAAAGAAGGCUGUUGCCAAUAGGAAUCGCGAUCUUAUGAAAAAUGAUGAAGCCCUGCAAAAAAAGUUAAAGGAAAUUCAAGAGAGGUACUGUCAUCUUCUCCAUUGACAUGCAUGUUAAGUUUGCGCGUCUUGUUCAUCUGUAUUGGUUGAUGGGACAGUAAUACUACUUUUGCUUUCUAAACAACAUCGUGAUACUUUCUUAUGAUUUAGUUUACUGUGGGUACGGGAAACUCUAUGUAGUCUUUAGUUGUACUUGUGAAACGACUUCUUCCUUUUUUCUGAUUUCUGGUUAAUUUUUUUUUUUUUGGGAAGGGAAAGGGGGAAGGGAACAUGAACCCUUAACCAAGAAAAUGCCUUUACAAAUCAAAGAGUACCAUUGGACCAACGGCCCAUUGGUUUCUGGUUAAAUAACCAGUACAGUUGGAUAUGAAAUGAAUACUAAUAUCUAGCAUUAAAAUGCUUCCUAUGCCAAUUCCAGACCAAG
This is a messenger RNA of Ilex paraguariensis (yerba mate), 1908 nucleotides long. The record is from the annotation of a GenBank genome assembly. NCBI's taxonomy places the organism in Eukaryota, Viridiplantae, Streptophyta, Magnoliopsida, Aquifoliales, Aquifoliaceae.